AUUCGACUACUGGUUAGUCGCUGGUGCUACAGUUCUCAGCCACACAGCCCCGAGGAGGUGCCUAGCCCCAGACAGAUCCGACUGUCGGUUCCACAACUACUCGGUGAUUUGACGAGUGCUUUCAAAUUCUUGGAACCUAGUCAGCGAUCACGCAAGGCAUUGAGUGUGGGGAUCCCAGAACCCGGUCUUCUGGACGAGGAUAAC
Molecule: messenger RNA, 204 nt
Organism: Opisthorchis viverrini
Lineage: Eukaryota; Metazoa; Platyhelminthes; Trematoda; Opisthorchiida; Opisthorchiidae
Exons: 1
Source: RefSeq, a predicted model, not a curated record